Molecule: messenger RNA, 822 nt
Organism: Vanrija pseudolonga
Lineage: Eukaryota; Fungi; Basidiomycota; Tremellomycetes; Trichosporonales; Trichosporonaceae
Product: pH-response regulator protein palI/prr-5
Exons: 3
Coding region: 77-760 (227 amino acids)
Cellular component (GO): growing cell tip; cell division site; plasma membrane
Source: RefSeq, a predicted model, not a curated record
UGCUCAUACGAUCUGCCGCGGCAGUGCCACUUCUCCACUUUCACUACCCACCCCACCACAGCACGCACAACUCACCAUGGGCGUCGGAGGCGGCUUACAAAUGUUCCUGCUGUUCGCAGCUACUGCGAUUCUACUGGUCUUGACUCUGUCAACACCUGUCAUCAAGGGGUUGAAGUUUAUGGAGAUCCAAACCUCCGCAACAACACUAAGGCUCGGUGUCCUGGGAUACUGCAACUCGAGAGGAUGCAGUUCCAAGCACAUCGGGUACGAUCUGUCUGCCGCCCUUCGCGCGGCCACGAACUACAACAACGUCAAGGACUCCUACACGCCCCUCACCAAGUCGCUUGUCAUGGUGCCUAUUUCAUGUGGCAUCACGGGCGUCGCAUUCCUCAUCGCUCUCUUCUCCCAGAAGAUGGGAUACUGCGUCUCGGGCCUGAUCUCCCUCUUCGCCUUCGUCUCCACCCUCGUGGCGCUCAUCUGCGAGUCGGUCCUCUUCGCCGCCCUGCGGGACGACCUGCGCAAGCACACCAAUGCGCGCGUGUCCAACUUUGGCAUUGCGCAUUGGCUCCUCGUCGCUGCCACCGCGUGCGUCUUCCUCUGCCCCCUCCUCGGCAUGAUCGAGUGCUGUACCGCCCGCUCGCGGUCGCAGAAGUCCAAGGAUGGCCAGGUGUACGACCCCGUCCAGCCGGCAGGGUAUGGGUACAACAUGCCCCUGGCGGCGUACCCUCCUCAGCCUCAGCACAGUGGCCACAACGCGUAGAAGUGAGGCUGGUUUAUAGAGUAACGAUAGAGACGCACACACAUGAUCAUGCACGAUAUGCC